AUGACCAUCUCGAAGAAUAACAAGAUGAUGGCUCAUCUGAACUAUCGGAUGAAGAUCAUCCUUCAGGACGGCAGAACAUUCGUCGGAUUCUUCAAGGCCUUCGACAAGCACAUGAACAUUUUGCUCGCAGAGUGCGAAGAGCACAGACAGAUCAAGCCAAAGGCCGGAAAGAAGGCCGAUGGUGAAGAGAAGCGAAUUCUGGGUCUCGUGCUUCUUCGUGGAGAACACAUCGUCUCGAUGACCGUCGACGGACCACCACCAAGAGACGACGACUCGGUUCGGUUGGCGAAGGCCGGAGGAGCCGGUGGAGUCGGACAAGCCAAGCCAGGAGGCCGUGGAAUGCCAGCGAUGCCAGGAAUGCCAGGAAUGCCACCAGGCGGACCACCAGGCGGUCUCUCUGGAGCCAUGCGCGGUCACGGAGGACCAGGAAUGUCGGCGAUGCAGCCAGGAUAUGGAGGACCACCAGGAGGACGUCCAUAUUAA
Caenorhabditis briggsae is the source of this 483-nucleotide messenger RNA. RefSeq names its product Protein CBR-SNR-2 (gene Cbr-snr-2). Bases 1 to 483 code for a protein of 160 amino acids. Gene Ontology annotation, cellular component: U2-type prespliceosome; catalytic step 2 spliceosome; U4 snRNP. NCBI's taxonomy places the organism in Eukaryota, Metazoa, Nematoda, Chromadorea, Rhabditida, Rhabditidae. The record is from RefSeq and is a predicted model, not a curated record. Gene Ontology annotation, molecular function: RNA binding. The transcript is spliced from 2 exons. Gene Ontology annotation, biological process: mRNA splicing, via spliceosome.